AUGGCUUCCCAGCUGCCGGAGUGGGCGAAGCUGUUCCUGGCAGAGCAUCGCGUCGAGACUUUCGCACAGUGGCCUUUCAAGGAUGGCUGCCUUUGUACUCCGGAGCAAAUGGCACAAGCUGGAUUCAUUCACUGUCCUGGUGACAAUGCUCCCGAUGUGGCGCUGUGCUUUUUCUGCUUUAAAGAAUUAGAGGGAUGGGAGCCCGAUGAUGACCCUAUGGAAGAGCACCGAAAACAUUCCCCCAGCUGUGUGUUUCUUGCUCUCCGGAAGGACGUGGCUGACUUGACAAUGCAUGAGUUCAUAAAGCUGCAGAAAGAGAGAAGAAAGAACCAGAUUAAAAAGCUCACUAUGCUGAAAGUAAAGGAGUUUGAGAAGUAUACAUCACGUGUACGCUCAGAAAUCAACCGGCUGCGUAAAUAA
Euleptes europaea (tarantolino) is the source of this 420-nucleotide messenger RNA. RefSeq names its product baculoviral IAP repeat containing 5 (gene BIRC5). The transcript has 4 exons. The record is from RefSeq and is a predicted model, not a curated record. Lineage: Eukaryota; Metazoa; Chordata; Lepidosauria; Squamata; Sphaerodactylidae. Bases 1 to 420 code for a protein of 139 amino acids.